Molecule: messenger RNA, 204 nt
Organism: Lodderomyces parapsilosis
Lineage: Eukaryota; Fungi; Ascomycota; Pichiomycetes; Serinales; Debaryomycetaceae
Exons: 1
Coding region: 1-204 (67 amino acids)
Biological process (GO): electron transport chain; mitochondrial respiratory chain complex I assembly
Cellular component (GO): mitochondrion
Source: RefSeq, a predicted model, not a curated record
AUGGUUUCAACACAUAAUAAUCCAUGGGCUAAAAGAGAUGCUUGGAGGUACGAAGGUCAAUUCAGUAGGUUGAACAGGUUUAGAAAUGCGUUCCCAGGUCUUGGUAUAGCUAUUGUUGCGUUCACCGCUUAUGUGGGUUUUGAAAAAUUGGUGUUAAAGAAAGGAGGUGAUGAACACGGACAUGAACACGAGGAACAUCACUAG